This is a messenger RNA of Insectozyma verbasci, 1488 nucleotides long. Lineage: Eukaryota; Fungi; Ascomycota; Pichiomycetes; Serinales; Debaryomycetaceae. The record is from the annotation of a GenBank genome assembly.
AUGAGUGAUUAUGGUGGUCUAGGGAUAGUUCUUGAAGAAGUUAAUAAUCAUCAAGUAUUAAAUAAUAGUCCUGAUUCAGACAAUAAAUCGAUAUUAUCAAAACGAUCUAUACAAUAUAAAGUCAAUAACAACAGUUGUACAACGAAUACCAUCUCACGACAACCAAGUGAUUCAAAUAUUUCAGUAGUUUCGGAAAAACCAAUACUUGAAUCUCCCGAAAAACACCAACCGGAGGAAUAUAUUGAAUAUUUAUCUAAUUCAAAUUCUGAAAUUUUAUUACCUCCAUUACCUGAUGCCAUUGAAGAUUUAAAUACCAACAUUUCAAAUUAUAUAGCUUCUGAUGGUGAUAACCAAUCAACAACCACCUCAACUUCAAAUCAUGAUAAUAUUUCAUCAUCUGCUUCUUUUACAUCAGAUGAAUUUCAAAUAUAUAAUAAUAAAUCAUCAUCAUUUUCAAAUUAUCAACUAGAUUCACCAAAUUUAUUAAACGAGAAUAAUAAUAAUAAAUUGACAUAUUUUCCAAGUGUAUCGACACAAGUUUUCAAUGAUUCAAAUAUAAGUUUGGGGCUCAAUACUACUACUCCAACUCCAAUGACUUCAACAACAAACUCAGCAAGCAAUAAUUCAACCAACCCAAAUACAUCAUUUGAAAAAACCAGUCCAUUAAAGAAACUAAAAUCAUUAAAAAGAGGUAUACGCAAAUUAUCAUUAAGUUCAAUAUCUAAUAAUAUUGCCAAUUCAUCGGCAUCAUCGUCUUCAAAUUCGACACCAACAACUCCCAAAUUCUCAACAUUAUCAAACACUAGUACACAAAAUACAAGUUUAAACAUUCGUCCAUCAUUAAGUCCAAUUCAAGCAGAAGAAGUUAAAACAAAUCAUCAAUAUCAUCAACAUUCUUCAUCAAGUUCAACUUCAACUGUAUCUUCAUUAACUUCAAGUUUAAGAAACACAAACACAAAUAAGCGUAAUAGAACCCUAAGUCAAGGUACAACUACAAAUUUUUCACCAGUUACUCCACCACCAUUAUUAACUUCACCAAUUAUAACAAUUUCAGAAAAUUUAUCAACUACAAAGAAAACAAUGUCAAGUAUCGAAGCAAAUUAUUUUGACUCAUUACAGAAUUCAAAUAAAAAUUCCAUUGAAGAAUUAAAUGAUAUUGAUGAAUUAAUUAAUUAUUCAUCAUUUUUAAGGAAUCAAAAAUUACAAUUGAUUGAUAUUUUUAACAAGACUAGAGAAAAACUUGAAAAAUCAGGUUGGUGUUCACAAACUGAUUUUGUAAAUUUGGGAUUACAACAAGAUUCAUCAUCAUGUCAAAUCGAUACCAUUUUAUUAAAAAUUGAAAACAAAUUAAAUAAAGAUUUUAAUUACUCAAUAUUAAAUAAUGAAGUAAAGAAAGAAGAGAUACAAGUACAAACACAAACUCAUGGUUUCAUUAGUCCAAGUUUAAGGACUUUGGAGAGUAAAUGUAAUUCAUUUACAAAUUUUUAA